AUGGGGUCGACGGUCUGCAAGGUUUGUGGUUUAGCUCCCGAAACCGCAAACCACAUUAUCAUACAAUGUCCGAUUGCUAAAGAAGUGUGGCUACAUCUAUGGUCUUGGAUGAAAAUACCGAUCAGAAGUCACGAUGAAGAUAUAAGAACAAGAAUUCAAGAGAAGUCUGAAUGGCCUAGAAACAAGGUAAAAAUAAUAUUUGCAAUCCACCUCUUAGCCGGUUGGCACCUCUGGAAGAACAGAAAUAAUAAAGCUUUCAACGACGCACUUACAAACCCGGGAAAACUGGCGGAAGAAAUAAAGGAAGAAGCGUUUGAUUGGAUCAAGUUAAGGUCUCGGCAUACCGGUAUAACAUGGCUCGAAUGGAGAAACUUUACAUUUUGGAACGUCCCACCAUAA
This is a messenger RNA of Helianthus annuus (common sunflower), 399 nucleotides long. RefSeq lists its product as uncharacterized. The transcript has a single exon. The coding region runs from base 1 to 399 and encodes 132 amino acids. NCBI's taxonomy places the organism in Eukaryota, Viridiplantae, Streptophyta, Magnoliopsida, Asterales, Asteraceae. The record is from RefSeq and is a predicted model, not a curated record.